GGAUUUCAGGGUCUCAAAGCACUCUGGUCUCCUCAUACGGGUGUUGUUGACUGGGGAGAGGUGGCGAGAGCACUCGCUAAAGACUUUGAAAAGAAAGGCGGAACUGUCUACAUAAAUUACCCUCUGAAAUCAGUAGCCUCUUCGCCAGAUCCAAACUUCCCUAUUGCUCUGCAUUCUAAUUCACAAAAUUGCCAUAUUCACACCAAAAAUCUGAUCACCUGUACGGGGCUGCAGUCUGAUCGUGUCGCACAGCUCACCGGAUGUUCACCACUGCCAAAGAUUAUUCCAUUCCGUGGAGAAUAUCUCUACUUGAAACCAGAAAAACGAUACCUCUGCAGAGGCAACAUAUACCCUGUGCCCAAUCCAGGACUGCCAUUCCUCGGCGUCCAUUUCACCCCACGCAUGGAUGGUAACAUUAUUUUGGGUCCGAAUGCUGUGCUGGCGUACAAACGAGAAGGAUACGGUUAUUUCCAAAUCUCACCGUAUGAUCUCUUCGAGUCCUUGACUUACAGUGGCAUGCGAAAAUUGACUUUCAAGUACUUGAAAUAUGGAUUAACCGAAUUAUAUCGUGGUAUUUUUAUAUCCGCUCAAGUGAAACAACUACAACGAUUCAUCCCUGAAUUGAGGUUAAGCGAUGUGACAAGAGGUUUUACCGGUGUGCGCGCUCAAGCCAUGGAUCCGGAAGGUAACCUUGUUGACGACUUCGUUUUUGACAGCGGUACAGGACCAUUGUCGAAAAUGGUGCUUCAUGUACGUAAUGCACCAUCACCGGGAGCGACAUCAAGUCUAGCGAUAGCGAAAAUGAUAUCUCAGGAGGCCAAGACAAGAUUUUCUCUGUAG
This is a messenger RNA of Cooperia oncophora, 840 nucleotides long. The record is from the annotation of a GenBank genome assembly. Lineage: Eukaryota; Metazoa; Nematoda; Chromadorea; Rhabditida; Trichostrongylidae.